Cannabis sativa is the source of this 1769-nucleotide messenger RNA. RefSeq names its product large ribosomal subunit protein mL101 (rPPR4). The transcript has 3 exons. Lineage: Eukaryota; Viridiplantae; Streptophyta; Magnoliopsida; Rosales; Cannabaceae. The record is from RefSeq and is a predicted model, not a curated record. Gene Ontology annotation, cellular component: mitochondrion. Gene Ontology annotation, molecular function: protein binding. Bases 181 to 1650 code for a protein of 489 amino acids.
UAGGCUGGCUGGACAUUCUCUUCGUCGUCGCACAGUCUCAGAGCUCGGCCGCCUCUCCAUCUCAGUCUCAGAGCUCGAAACCCUAAUUUCCAUCUUACCUCAUUACAGUUACAGAGAGAGAGAGAGAGAGAGAGAGAGAGAGAGAGAGAGAGAGAGAGAGAGAGAGAGAGAGAGAGAGAAAUGGCGUUUCAGCUAUUCGGGCGCAGCAGGAGCGUGACAAAGCGUUCUCCCAAGUAUUUGGACGAAGCUCUGUACAAGAAACUCUUCAAAGAUGGAAGUUCGGAAAUGAGUGUUCGUCAGCAACUCAAUCAGUUCCUCAAGAGCCGAAAGCGAGUGUUCAAAUGGGAGGUUGAUGAUACACUCAAGAAGCUUCGAGAUCGAAACCUUUACAGCCCCGCUAUCAAACUCUCAGAAGCUAUGGCGAAAAGGGGAACGAACAAGACAAUCAGUGAUCAGGCUAUUCAUCUUGAUUUGAUUGCUAAAUCUAGGGGGAUUCCUGCUGCAGAAACUUAUUUCAUUGAUCUUCCUGAAUCUUCUAAGAACCAUCUGUGUUAUGGUGCAUUACUCAACUGUUACUGCAAGGAAUUAAUGACUGACGAAGCUGAAGCUCUUAUGGAGAAGAUGAAGGAACUCAGUCUUCCUCUAAGUUCAAUGCCUUAUAAUAGCUUAAUGACCCUUUAUGAAAAAACUGGGAAGCCGGAAAAAAUUUCUGCCAUUGUACAAGAAAUGAAGGCUAGUAGUGUUAUGCUGGAUACAUUUUCAUAUAAUAUCUGGAUGCGAGCUCAUGCUGUUGUCAAUGACAUCUCUGGGGUUGAAAGGGUUAUUGAUGAGAUGAAGAGAGAUGGCCGAGCUGUCAGUGAUUGGACCACAUAUAGCAACUUAGCAUCAAUUUAUGUUAAUGCUGGCUUGUUUAAGAAGGCAGAAACUGCACUCAAGGAAUUGGAGAAGAAAAACUCGCACAAGGAUCUUUCUGCUUUUCAAUUUCUAAUUACAUUAUAUGGUCGAACAGGAAAUCUUCUUGAAGUUUAUCGUAUAUGGCGAUCUUUAAGAUUGGCGUUUCCUAAAACUGCAAAUGUAAGUUACCUGAACAUGAUUCAAGUGUUGGUUAAUUUGAAUGAUCUACCUGGUGCAGAGAAGUGUUUCAGGGAAUGGGAAUCAUGGUGCUCAACUUACGAUAUUCGUAUUGCAAAUACUAUUAUUGGAGCUUAUGCUAAAGAAGGGCUACUAGACAAGGCUCUGGAGUUGCAGGAGCAUGCCCGCCGAAGAGGGGCCAAACCUAAUGUGAAAACCUGGGAGAUCUUUUUCGAUUAUUAUUUGAAGAAUGGAGAUUUUAAGUCGGCAGUUGACUGUGUCACCAAUGCGAUUUCCACUGGCAGAGGAAAUGGCAAAAAGUGGAUUCCAUCUGAUGAAAUUGUCAAUACCUUAAUGCAGAAUUUUGAGCAAGAGAAAGAUGUAGAUGGCGCCGAAGGUUUUGUGGAGAUUUUGAAAAAGGUUGUAGAUACCUUAGAGGUGGAGGUGUUCGAAUCAUUAAUAAGGACUUAUGCUGCUGCCGGAAGGACAAGCCAGGCUAUGCGUCGCCGGUUGAAAAUGGAGAAUGUGGAAGUGGGUGAAGCCAGUGAGAAACUGCUCGAGUCAAUAUGUGUGGAGUAAUUUGAUUUUCAAUUGACUCUGCCAGUUUUUAUUUUAUUUUUUAUUUUUUUUUCAAUGUAAGAUUGAUGUGAUUGACUAAUAAGCUCUUUCCAUUAAAGUGAAGAAGAUGCUUGGUUAAA